Messenger RNA from Xenopus laevis (African clawed frog), 2416 nucleotides. It is a transcript of the gene fbxo28.L, whose product is annotated as F-box protein 28 L homeolog. The record is from RefSeq and is a predicted model, not a curated record. The transcript is spliced from 5 exons. The coding region runs from base 69 to 1106 and encodes 345 amino acids. Gene Ontology annotation, biological process: protein polyubiquitination. Lineage: Eukaryota; Metazoa; Chordata; Amphibia; Anura; Pipidae.
ACCAGGCGGAAGUGACGUCAGCGUGCGCAGCUAAGCCCGCCCCCUCCUACUGUAGGAGGAAAAGAAAGAUGUCGGCAACUGGAGAGGAUCGGGGGGAUGAAGGCGGCUCUGGAUUCCAGGGGUCAUGCUGCGCUGAUAGGCCGAGGUCCGUGUCUCCUUCCUCGGAUCAGCUGCACCAGAGCAAUACGCUGCUCGGGCUCCCGAUCGUGGCCAUCGAGAACAUCUUCAACUUAAUGAACUACGAUGAGAUCAGCCAGCUCCGUCUGGUGUGCAAGCGCAUGGAUGUGGUGUGCCAGCGGAUGCUUAAUCAGGGCUUCCUGCGGGUGGAGAGGUACCAUAAUCUGUGUCAGAAGCAGGUGAAAGCCCAGUUGCCAAGACGAGAAUCUGAAAGGAGGAAUCACUCGUUGGCACGCCAUGCCGAUAUCCUCGCGGCAGUAGAGACCAGGCUCUCGUUGCUUAACAUGACAUUUAUGAAAUAUGUCGACUCCAACCUCUGUUGUUUCAUCCCUGGCAAGGUUAUUGAUGAAAUCUACAGAGUGCUGCGAUACGUCAACUCUACACGGGCGCCACAGAGAGCACAUGAAGUACUACAGGAGCUACGGGACAUCUCUUCUAUGGCCAUGGAGUACUUUGAUGAAAAGAUUGUUCCAAUCCUCAAGAAGAAACUUCCCGGCUCUGAGGUCUCUGGUCGUCUCAUUGGCUCCCCCCCAGUUCCAGGUCCAUCAACCGCCUUGAGUACAAUGCAGCUGUUCUCCAAGCAGAACCCAUCGAGGCAAGAGGUGACAAAGCUGCAACAACAAGUGAAAGCCAGCGGAGCCGGCAUCACUGUUCUGAGGCGAGAAUUGUCAGAGCUGCGCACGAAGGUGCAAGAGCAGCAGAAACAGCUCCAGGACCAGGACCAGAAACUUCUAGAACAAACCCAAAUCAUUGGAGAGCAGAAUGUGCGACUGACUGAGCUAGAGCACAAACUGCGGGACGUCGUGGAGAGCACUGUGGGCGGCUCCUCAGGGCCAGGCCAACGGGACGACUCUCCCCGCAAGAGAAAGAAGGUAGUGGAGGUGGUGGACUGUCCUAGGAAAUCCAAACGACUUCGAAGCCGGAAGUAAAACGUCUAAAAAAAAACUGUUAAUAGCAGCUAGGAUGGUUUGGGGCAGAACAUGAGCUGUAAUACAAGGUGCAACUCCCGAGUAACUGUCACAGUCCACAUCAACCUACUACACGCUAGUUAUGCCCUAUAAGGGUUAGACUCUUUGGUUUCUCUGCAGGGGUUUUAGGGAGGUCUCUGAAGUAACUGCUAGGCCCUAUAUUAAAGCCCAGGUGAGAUGUGAUUCCUAUGCUUACUAGGAACCCAUCAAUAUCUAUUUAUAAGGUCAGAUCAAUAACCGGCCAGUUGCAAUGUUCUUUCAAAGGUAAUAGUUGCUUCUGUGCAAGGACCAACCUCUAUAUCCUAAUUGGCCAAAUGUUAACCUUUAGAUGUUGAGCUGUGUCUCCCUGCAGCAGCUUACUACAACUCCCAAGCCUUUGAGAACCAACCACCCGUGAAUAUUGUAAUUAAGCAAUAGCUGCACCCGAGUGUAAAAUCUCUAGUUCUAGACAUUCAGAACAUGUGCAUCAGAAUGUUCUUGCUUGGAUCAUGGUGAUAUUUAUGGGUAAUGACCCUCGAUCAGAAGAGUCUUGCUUCCCCCUCCCCCACCCAUGGUGCAGAUAUAUUUAAGCACUCAUUGGUUAUUUAACCCUGGAGCUGUUGAUGUCCAGUGUGGUAAAGGUAACUUAACUUCUCAGUGCCUGUUUCCCUGUUUGUACCAUUGAAAAAUGCUACUGUUUAGUGAGGAUUGUACCCUCCUGUUUUGCCCCCUCCUCCAGUUUUUGCACCAGGACAAUGAAGGACUGACUAUAUGUCCCUCGAUUUUCACUAAGAAGCCAGAAUACAUCCUCAAUUCAGCUGGUGGCACAGAUUUGCUGAAGCACCACUUUGACUUGAAUUGUGUAAACACACUGCAUAUAUAUCCGUACAAUUAUAAAUAUACACAUAAACCCCCUUCUGUCAUUUUCAUGCAACUCAUUUGCAGUUAUGUGCCCGCUAUCCAUGCUAUAAUUCUGUUUAAUUAUCCUCAUUCAGAAAGAACCUAUGGAAAAAAAAUCCAUUUGGAAAGUUGCUGGCCUGGGUGCAUAAGCCAGGGGUGUUGCUGAACUACAGCCCCCAGCUAGGAGAGGGGAUUCUGGGAGUUGCAAGUCUGUAGCAACUGUAGAGGCAAAUGUCUCCUCUCCCUGCACCCUUUACUGACCAGCUGUUCCUGCAGUUGUUCUUCUAUGACAAGAGAGGAUGAAUCCCAUUGUGUUUGUGUCUUUCCAUUAGUACAAGGGUCCCCAGUGACACUGUAUCUCCUGCCUCUACCAAUAAAAACACUCCGUUUGA